UGACAGGCGUGCUAAAGAAAAGAUUCACUCUUUAGUGUAUUUAGUGGGUGGAUGGAGCCUGAUGCUGGUGCCACUUCCACUGCCUCUCUGCCAGCAGGACAGAAUGGAGCUUAAGCUUCUACACUUGACCAGUCUUUCACACUCUCUUGUAAUGAUCAUUGCUGUUUGCAUCCGCCUGUGUUGUUCAUUGGAGGAAACCCUAAGUGUGCAGGCGGUCAGUCCCCUGGUCGGACAGCUGUCUGUGUGGAGGAAAUGUGCAGCUGCCCCUGGAGACAUGGCUUGCCUGUGCUUGGAAACUCACAGCCUGUUAGGCGCUGGAAUUCCUUCCUGGCAGUGAUUGCGACUUGAUAAAUUUGAACUUGAUGAACAGAUGAGCCUGGAUUUAAAGUAGGAGAUUCUGCAUAUGUAGUUACUUGGAAGAGUAAAUACAAGAUAGCACAGUGAAUUGAUCAUAGCAACCUGUGAAAAAGGAAAUGUGUUCUUCUAAUGCCCUGGUGCAGUAACAUGAUAGCAAGAUGGAUCCUCUUACUGCUUUCUCUUGAACGUCUCCCUGAUUAUUUCACUGUUCGCAUAUGUGGUGUGAGGCCUUCCGGAUGCAUUCCAGUUUGGAUUUGCCACUCCUUUCAUAGGCAAGCUGCCCGGAAGUUAGCCAUCUGCUGGACACUACUAGCUACUAGCUGUCUUUCUUUGCUUUUUUACGGGGAGAUCUUCUAGUUCAUGACAGUGAGAUUACAAGAUGAAGAUUUCUUCUAACCCUCUAAUUUAAAAUUAAUUAGAAAGCGAGACAGAGACUUUGCUUUAUCGGCAGAGGGAGAAGGACAAUUUGAUUGAACAAGAAAAAAAAAAAAACUUGGCCUGUAACAGGCUUUCAAGUAAAAGCGGGUCUGUCUCAGCAGGGGAGCAUUAACCCUAAUGAGGUCUCCAGACGACAGGAAUACGACAGAGGGCCAGGGCUACUCCUGUGUCUGCCCCUCCAUACGAGGCAGCAAAAUCUGAAGAUCAAAAAUUCGUGCCCAACUGCUGGAGCAGCUCAAAUGUCUUGACCAGCAAUGUGAGCUCCGUGUCCAGCUCCUCCAAGACCUACAGGACUUCUUCCGCAAAAAAGCUGAGAUUGAAAUGGAUUAUUCACGGAAUUUGGAGAAGCUUGCUGAAAGGUUCCUGGCAAAGACCCGCAGCACAAAAGACCAUCAGUUUAAGAAGGAUCAGAAUGUCCUGUCGCCGGUGAACUGCUGGAAUCUCCUGCUGAGCCAAGUAAAGAGAGAAAGCAGGGACCAUGCUACACUUAGUGACCUCUACCUCAACAAUAUCAUCCCACGCUUUGUUCAGGUCAGCGAAGAUUCUGGACGACUAUUUAAAAAGAGCAAGGAGGUUGGCCUGCAGCUCCAGGAGGACUUGAUGAAAGUGCUCAAUGAACUCUACACGGUCAUGAAGACCUACCAUAUAUAUAAUAUGGACAGUAUUAAUGCAGAGUCCAAGCUGAAGGAAGCUGAGAAGCAGGAAGAGAAACAGAUCAGUCGCUCCGUACGACAGGAGGAGAAACAGACGCCUCGGUCCCCUGAUGCCCUCACCAACAUCAAGAUUGAGGAGAAGCACAUUCGACGCAGCUCUGUCAAGAAGAUUGAAAAAAUGAAAGAAAAGCGUCAAGCCAAAUACACUGAAAACAAGCUAAAAGCAAUCAAGGCCAGGAAUGAAUACCUUCUAGCCCUAGAGGCCACAAAUUGCUGUGUCUUCAAAUACUACAUCCAUGACCUCUCUGAUCUUAUUGACUGCUGUGAUCUUGGCUACCAUGCAAGCCUGAACCGUGCCCUCCGUACCUAUCUAUCUGCUGAGUUCAACUUGGCACAAUCCAAGCAUGAGGGUUUGGAAAUGAUUGAGAAUGCUGCAGAGAACCUCAAUGCCAACAGUGACAAGCAGUGCCUGAUGGUGACCUAUAACACCGUAUUCUGUCCACCUGCCAGAUUUGACUUUCAGUCCCACAUGGGAGACACGGUGGCUCACAUAUGUGCCCAGCCACCAGUUCAGGGGGAGCUUCUACAGAGGUGCCAGCAGUUACAAUCCCGGCUGUCUACACUCAAGAUUGAAAAUGAAGAGGUGAAGAAGACCAUGGAGGCGACCUUACAGACUAUCCAGGACAUUGUGACGAUUGAAGACUUUGAUGUUUCUGAUUGCUUCCAGUAUAGUAAUUCCAUGGAGUCAGUGAAGUCAACUGUAUCCGAGACCUUUAUGAGCAAACCCAGCAUUGCAAAGAGACGAGCCAACCAGCAGGAGACCGAGCAGUUCUACUUCACAAAGCUGAAGGAGUAUCUCGAAGGCAGAAACCUAAUCACCAAGCUUCAGGCCAAGCAUGACCUGAUCCAGAAGACCCUUGGGGAAAGCCAAAGAACUGACUGCUCCAUUUCCAGCAGCAGUGGAAGAAGAGAUUCGACCGUGCGCAAGCAGGAUUCAAGCCAAGUCAUUCCAUUGAUGGUGGAAAGUUGCAUUCGUUUCAUCAGUCGGCAUGGCUUGCAGCACGAGGGUAUCUUCAGGGUGUCUGGAUCCCAGGUGGAAGUCAAUGACAUCAAGAAUGCUUUUGAGAGAGGUGAAGACCCUUUGGCUGGUGAUCAGAAUGAUCAUGACAUGGACUCCAUUGCCAGUGUACUUAAGCUGUACUUCAGAGGCCUAGAAAAUACACUGUUUCCAAAAGAAAUCUUCCAUGAUCUCAUCUCAUGUGUGUCAAUGGAGAAUCUCCAGGAUCGUGCAACAAGCAUCCGCAAGGUCCUUCUCUCCUUACCCAAAUACACUUUGGUCAUCAUGAGAUACCUGUUUGCCUUUCUCAACCACCUGUCCCAGUACAGUGAAGAAAACAUGAUGGACCCCUACAACUUGGCAAUCUGCUUUGGUCCUACACUGAUGUCAGUCCCAGAAGGCCAUGACCAGGUUACCUGCCAGGCACACGUCAACGAAUUAAUUAAAACAAUAAUCAUUCACCAUGAGACCAUUUUCCCAGGUCAAAAGGAGUUGGAAGGACCAAUAUAUGACCAUGGAGGAAGCACAGAGGAAUACUGUGACAGCCCACAUGGUGAACCCUCGCUUGUAGAAGAUUCUUCGCAGGAUGUCGUUAUUGAGCCUCACAACAGUGAAGAUGCUAAUCCAGGGUCCUUGCUCAUUUCAGAGUCGGAUCCCAUCGAAGCCAUCGCAAAGUUUGACUAUUCUGGUCGCACUGGCCGCGAGCUUUCCUUCAAGAAAGGAGCUUCAUUGCUACUGUACCAUCGGGCAUCUGAUGAUUGGUGGGAAGGACGUCACAAUGGUGUAGAUGGCUUGGUGCCACACCAGUACAUUGUGGUGCAAGACACGGAAGAGAGCAGCACCGAGAGAGGAAGCCCAAAAGCUGAGAUGGAUGCUGCCUCUGAUGCAACACCUCCUGAGGAGAAGGUUUCCACAAGGGGAAGUAUCAGCUCUCCAACAGGGGGGCAUGUGGCGGACAUUUACUUGGCCAAUCUGAACAAGCAAAGGAAGAAAUCUGAAUCAGGAAGCAUUCGUAGGACAUUUCGAACCAGCGAGAGUGAUGGUCUGCCAGGGGCCUCAGCUAGUCCCAGGGCCACCUCAAUGCCGAUAUGUAGCCUUCCAAAAGAGUCGUCGGAGAAGCGGCCAGUGAGUGCUCAUGGAGGACUCAAUUCCAUUACCAGGCACUCUUCUCUGAAAACUAAAGUAGAAAGCCCACAGUUCAGAAAAUCAGCCACUGCAGGGCGUUCCAAGAGCUUCAGUAAUCACAGACCCCUGGAUCCUGAAGUCAUUGUGCAGGUAGAGCACAGUUCAAAGGACAUUGAGGCCACCAUGAACUCUGCACUGAAUGAGUUACGGGAGCUGGAGAGGCAGAGCACUGUGAAGCACGCCCCAGAUGUAGUGCUGGACACACUUGAGCCCAUGAAGGUCUCAGCCGCUGCACUGGCACCCACCUCCGAACCCUCCAGCCCUUUGCACUCCUGCCUCAUCAAGGAGACGGAAUCUUUGCACCCGCUGCAGCGCAGCUCCAGCUCUGCCAGUGACAUGCCUAGCACGUUCCGCCCUAUCAAGACUGCUGCUAAGGCUGUGGCACCUAGCCGAGAGGUUAGGCCCCCUGCCACACGACCCAAGCCUGUGAUCUUCCCCAAGACUAACUCGGGCAGCCCAGCUGUGGGCUCUCCUACCUCAUCUAUGCCUCCUACCCCACCACCUCCUCCGCCACCCUCUGACAAAUCGUGCCCUGUAUGAGGUGGCAGCAUGUGGAAAUGUUGAAGUACCCAUGAAGUGGAGGGGGAGAAAGUACUUCCCAGGCCUGUUAGCAGCUUUUGAAGCCUGCACAACUCGACUGGAGGAUUAAAUUUAACGACAGAGUGACCGACUGUAGCUUACUGAGCAGAUGUGUUGACAGAAGGGGAAUUUACCUUUUAUUUUUUUUGUUCAACAGCAAUAGUCAUUCUGCAAUAUCUUUUGUGGGGGAAACAGCAAAUAUAAUUCAUGUUUUUUUUUCUGAUUGUUGUCCUUCACUGUCACAAUAUGCUGCACAAAACUCUCCGUACAGCAUCGCUCCAUCUACUCAGUCAGAUCUUUCCACUAGGCCUGGACCAAAAUGGAUCACAUUUGAACCUAAACUGUAUUGAGGGGGCAAAAAAAGACUGGCAUCCAUAAAGCGACUGACUGUGGAAAACUGACCCAGAAGAAACAGGUCACCUGAGAAGAGCUGUAACCUUACGGCCUAGUUGACACAAAUGUGACAGGAUCAGGCAAUGCUGCCUGCUCUCAGGAAAUUUACCAUCUCUCUGGUGGUGAGGGUCUCGGGGGGUGGGUGGGGGGCUAUCACUGUUUGAUGGUGUUGUGUGUGUGUAUGUGGAUUUUUUUUUUUUUUCUUCCUAAAACAUGAAGAGUAGUAUGGUGGGUGAAAAUAGGUGAGUGUGCACACUCACACCUUCGUGUGCCAAAUUCUAGCCACUUCCCCAUGUCUACAGCAUUUAUGAUGAGUGAGCACCCAGGUUCUUCCAAGAAAGCUUUCAGGGUGCUUCUGUGAGGAAAUCUCCGAGUGAACUGCACUGGACAUGUGUUACUUGGAUGAGAGCCUCUGUUUAAUUUUGCUGAACUGAUUUUACUGGAAAAAAAAAAAAAAGGCUGUGGAACUGGGGGCCACUGUUGUCUCAUUCCGAGUGUCUUGAAGGCGACAUGACUUUUUAUAUUUUUACGUAAGAAGAGUCUGUAAUAAUAAUAAAUUGUAUAUUUUCCCCAAUUACUGCUAAUUUUACUGCUGAUAACUGGAAAAAAAGUGAGCGUAUAUUACUGUGAUAGAAAGGCAGCCUCUGUUCAUAGGAGCAGGUGCCCUGUGGCCAGGGCGCCAGCGUUCAGCCUGUGCGUCUUUCAGGGUGCAUGUGAGGCAGGUAGGCAGCUCUUAGAGUGAAUGUGCAGUGCGUUUAAUGGAUUAAACAGACAGAGAAACAAACUCGCAUAUACACAGGGUACUGCUGAAAGCCAAAUUUGGUGGUUAUUUUUUUUUUGAUUUUUUAAUUUUCUUUUUUUGUGCGUGAGGGACUGGGAGGAAAAAGGCAUGUGGCACUCACCACCGUAGAAUUUAUCCAUUUCAAACACUCCCCAUUAUUCACACUGGUCGCUGCACAAUAUAAGGAGUUACCAAAGCAGGGAAGAGAGAGUGAAAUGCAUUUGUGACAAACUGGCAGCACGAGCACCUGAUUGGUUAAGACUUAGAGGUGUGACCUUUGACCUGCACUCUUACUAAUCAGUCUCUCGUGAAUAUGUAUGUAUAUAUAAGUGUGUGUGUAUACACCCUCACACACACACAUCUUUCUUUUUUCUAUUUUUUUUUUCUUUUUAAAUAAGAGGACUUGAAGCAUUGGUUGCUCACAUAGCCUGGCGUGCACUUUUUGCUCAGUCCCUUUUGUAUUGGAGCAUUUUUACCUUCUUUAUUUUUAUUUUUUUUUUUAAGUACUCCCAUUGAGUUUUGUAGAUCAGCAAAAUGUUUCUUUCUUCACUCCCCAGAUACUCCUGUGCUAUUCUGCACUAAAAGGGGGUUUUCAGCAGCAUAGACUCCAUUAGCGUGAGUGAGGCUGAUGCAGUUGAGUCCAAGCUUGUGCGUGCAGCUCUGUCUGCAAACUGAUGCUCCUGUGGAUUGAAGCAGUGCCAAGAAUAUUUGCAGUUGAUUUCAGAUUUUGAGUAAACACCACUUCCUGCUUUUAAGAAGCAUCCAACUGAGAUGCCAGCUGGUGCCCCUAUUGAGAAACAACACUUGGCUUUACCAGUUGCAAUGCUGUGCUGGUAGUUUGCAUAGUAAACUCUGUAACUGGAAGGUGCCUGGAGACCUCCUGUGUCAACCUCCUUAAACCCGGAACUCAACACUGAGGUCCUUCUGGUUAUCCCUGACAUAAUUAAGUUAGUGAGUGUUGCCAUUACAAUCUAUCCGACUAUCCAAAACAGGAAAAUGUUUAUAACAAUAAUUUUUGUUUCUAGUUGUGGUAGUAGAAAGUUUCUGUCCUGUCCUGUCCCUGUCUUCAGCACACAGUCUGCACCUUCACAACCAAAGGUAAGAACUGUCCAUCUCUUUCUGAUAUUCUCAUUAACAACUAGUGUCCAGACACUCUUCUUGGGUCAUGUCCCUCGUCUAGCUUUCACUUAGUUAGUUUAUGAUAUUCCCUGCAAUCCGACUUUACUAGAGAUGACCGUUUUUAAAAUGUGAAAUAAGCAAACACUUCACUGUGACUUUUUAUGGCUUCCUUCUCAGUUUAAGCCUUUUUGACUCUCCAGAUGGUGUUUGAGGUGGGCUCCCAUAAUGCACUUGAAAAAAGAAAGUGUGCUUGUGAACUGGUUGAGUGUGGAUUUUUUUUUUUUUUAUAAUUAGUAUAACCGGUGGAAAAAGUCAAAUAUAUUUAUAGCUAUUCAUUCAGACAUCUAUAUAUAAACCUGUGUUCAUGUUCUUUGUAUAUACAAUGGUGUAUAUUGCAGGGGCAAGAUUUUUUUUUUUUUUUUGGCAACAGUUAUUGUACAGCAUUAGCAAUAGCAAUAGUCUUCUAAAUAUAUGUGCAGUUCUUGUAGUUAAACUUUUUUUUAAUAAACAUUGCUUGCUAUAGA
Molecule: messenger RNA, 7086 nt
Organism: Polypterus senegalus (gray bichir)
Lineage: Eukaryota; Metazoa; Chordata; Cladistia; Polypteriformes; Polypteridae
Gene: srgap2
Product: SLIT-ROBO Rho GTPase activating protein 2
Exons: 22
Coding region: 1117-4230 (1037 amino acids)
Biological process (GO): negative regulation of cell migration; signal transduction
Cellular component (GO): cytoplasm
Molecular function (GO): protein binding
Source: RefSeq, a predicted model, not a curated record